AUGAGCGACGUGAACGCGCGCCUCGCCCUCGCGGUGAGCACGAUAGCGUUCGGAUACUUCCUUCGCAAGAUCGGCCUCGUGGACAUCGACGUCGGGAAAGCCCUGCUCAAGGUCCUGUUCAACGCGACGCUGCCCUCGGUGCUCCUCGUCGUCUUCGCGUCCCUCACGUUCGACGCGCAGUCCGCGUCCGUGGCCGCGUGCGCGCUCGCGCAAGCCGGCGUCCUGUUCCUCGCGCACUUCGCGUUUCGAGGCGGCGGAAGAGAACCGAAAGACUUGGCGCUCAUGACCGGGUCCACGGUCGGCGUGAACCUGGGAACGUUCUGCUACCCCCUCGUCGACGCGGUGUGGGGCGCGGAGGGUCUCACGCGCUUGGUCCUCUUCGACGCCGUGAAUCAGUGGUCGCUGCUCGUCUUCGCGCCGCUCUUGUACGCCUCCGCGGUCGCGGGGAAGUCGUUCUCCCCGCCCGCGGCGCUCGCGAACGUGGGCAAGCAGCUCACGAGCCCGUGCAUGCUCGCGCUCUUCGUCGGCGUCGCGCUGCAAGUCCUCGGGUGGUCCCUCCCGUCGCCGGUGGUGGCGUUCACGUCCUCGCUCGCGGCGGCGAACAAGCCGCUCGCGCUGCUCGCGCUCGGGAUCCUGUUCGAUCCGGUGUUGAGACCCGGCCAGCUGCGCGACAUCGCGUCGUUGUUAUGUCUCAGAUACGGCGCCUCCCUCCUCCUCGGCGCCGCGGUGUUAUUCACGACCGCGAGCGCGAUGGGCGGCGCGUGCGCGGGCGUCGUCCUCGCCGCGUUGAUCUCCCCGGUGCCGCUGCUCACGGUGACGUUCGCGAUCGAGUACGGAUGCGACAUCGGCCUCGGCGCGAGCGCGGUGAACCUCGCGAACGUGUGCUCGUUCGCUCUGCUUCUUAUCGUCGCGAACGCGGACUUCGCGAGCCCGGCCGCGCUCGCGCCGAGGGUGUUCGCGGCGGGCGUCGCGCUCGCGGCUUUGGGCGCGGCGGGCGCGAGGAGGACGAGACGCGCGGACGAGACGCCGACGCCCGCGGCGGCGAGCGCGAGCGCGGCGGCGCGCGCGGAGCGUUUUCCGAGGCGAAGGACGGUCGUCGUCGGGACGGUCGCGGGAGCGAUCGAGUCGCGGCGCGGAAGAGUCCCGAGUCUGGUUUUGAAACCGGGAGUGCGAACGGUUCGGGGACGGUUUCACGCGGCGGCGGCCGUCGCGCGUUCGCGGGAAGGGAACGUCGGGACGCGCGCGUCAUUCGCCGCCGUCGCGAGGGGGGGGAUAUUCGUAGGGUGA
Molecule: messenger RNA, 1287 nt
Organism: Micromonas pusilla CCMP1545
Lineage: Eukaryota; Viridiplantae; Chlorophyta; Mamiellophyceae; Mamiellales; Mamiellaceae
Product: auxin efflux carrier family
Exons: 1
Coding region: 1-1287 (428 amino acids)
Source: RefSeq, a predicted model, not a curated record